AUGUCGGAUCCCAACGCUGUCAAAGAGGCCGAGGUCUCCAUGGCCAACCUCUUGCUCGACGAGGUCACCGGCGAGAAGGUGUCCAAGUCCGAAUUGAAGAGACGCCAGAAGCUCCGCGAGAAGGAGGCCAAGAAGAAGGAGAAGGAGGCCGCUGCUCCCCCCAAGGCCGAGAAGAAGACUUCCGCCGAAGAUGACGAGGCUAACCUUACUCCCAACCAAUACUUCGAAAUCCGAACCAAGAAGGUCCAGAAGUUGCGCGAGACCAGAUCCCCCAACCCUUACCCCCACAAGUUCCAGGUCACCAAUGAUCUGCGCGAGUUCCUCAAGGAGCACGAGGGCCUCCAGAAGGGCGAGCAGAAGCCCGACAUCCCUGUCCGCAUCGCUGGGCGUAUCUUCACUAAGCGUUCCUCCGGCGGCAAACUGAUCUUCUACGAUCUUCGCGCCGAGGGUGUCAAGGUCCAGGUUAUGUGCCAGGCUCAGAAUGCCACCGGCAGCGUCCCCUUUGAGGAGCAGCACGAGCACUUGCGCCGUGGUGACAUCAUUGGAAUCGUCGGUUUCCCCGGCCGUACAGCCCCCAAGAACCGCCCUGACGGUGAGCUGUCGAUCUUCGCUACCGAAGUUGUUCUCUUAUCUCCCUGCCUGCACGCCAUUCCCUCCGAGCACUAUGGUUUCCAGGACAAGGAGCAGCGUUUCCGCCAGCGCUACUUGGAUCUGAUCAUGAACGACCGCUCUCGCAAUAUCUUGCGCACUCGUUCCAAGGUUGUCACGUAUAUACGCAACUACUUCGAUCAGCGUGAUUUCACUGAGGUGGAAACCCCUAUGAUGAAUGCCAUUGCCGGUGGUGCUACUGCCAAGCCAUUCGUCACUCACCACAACGAACUUGACAUGAAGCUGUUCAUGCGUAUCGCCCCCGAGCUUUACCUCAAGAUGCUCAUCGUCGGCGGCAUGGAGAGGGUCUACGAGAUUGGCAAGCAGUUCCGAAAUGAAGGCAUUGAUCUCACGCACAACCCGGAAUUCACCACAUGUGAAUUCUACCAGGCGUAUGCCGACAUGUACGACUUGAUGGACUUGACUGAAGACCUUGUCUCCGGCCUUGUCAAGCACGUGACUGGUGGAUAUGAAACUACCUUCCACAGCCAGGACGGCCAAGCCCACACUGUCAACUGGAAGGCCCCUUGGAGGCGAAUUGAGAUGAUCCCCGCUCUGGAGGAGGCCACCGGCGAGAAGUUCCCGCCUGGCACCGAGCUCCACACCCAGGAGACCAACGAGUUCCUCAAGAAGAUCCUCAAAAAGAUGAAUGUGGAGUGCGCACCUCCCCUGACCAACGCCCGCAUCCUUGACAAGCUGGUCGGUGAGUUUAUUGAAGAUACCUGCCAGAACCCCAGCUUCAUCAUGGGCCACCCCCAGAUGAUGUCGCCUUUGGCCAAGGCCCACCGUGAUCACCCUGGUCUCUGCGAGCGUUUCGAGGCUUUUGUCAUGGGCAAGGAGAUUUGCAACAGUUACACCGAGUUGAACGAUCCCUUUGAUCAGCGCAUGCGCUUCGAAGAGCAGGCCAACCAGAAGAGCCAAGGUGACGACGAAGCUCAGUUAAUCGACGAGACCUUCUGCCAGUCUCUCGAGUACGGUCUCCCCCUACCGGUGGUUGGGGUAUGGGUAUUGACCGUCUGGUCAUACAACUACUCCAUCAAGGAGGUUCUGGCUUUCCCCAUGAUGAAGGAUGACAAGACCGCUGAGCAGCACAAGUCUGCUGCCGAGAUUGCCGGUAUUGAGCCUUCUCCUGAGGAGGGAAUUCGUAUGUUGUUGCUUUCCGCUAACUUACAUGAGCCGAUUGAACUAACGUUAAAUUUGCAGCCCACAAAUAAUUGA
Molecule: messenger RNA, 1866 nt
Organism: Penicillium maclennaniae
Lineage: Eukaryota; Fungi; Ascomycota; Eurotiomycetes; Eurotiales; Aspergillaceae
Product: lysine--tRNA ligase KRS1
Exons: 3
Coding region: 1-1866 (621 amino acids)
Biological process (GO): lysyl-tRNA aminoacylation
Cellular component (GO): cytosol; cytoplasm
Molecular function (GO): tRNA binding; ATP binding; lysine-tRNA ligase activity
Source: RefSeq, a predicted model, not a curated record